AUGGCCUUGGGGAACCACAGCACCAUCACUCAAUUCCUCCUCCUCGGGCUGUCUGCCGACCCCCACAUCCAGACUGUGCUCUUUGUGUUGUUCCUGGAUAUUUACCUCCUGACCAUAAUGGGGAACCUGACGAUGAUGCUGGUGAUCAGGGCUGAUUCCCACCUCCACACACCCAUGUACUUCUUCCUGAGUCACCUCUCUUUCCUGGAUUUUUGUUUUUCUUCAGUCACUGUACCCAAGAUGCUGAAGGACCUCCUAUCUGAGAUAAAAACCAUCUCAGCAAGGGGCUGCCUGAUACAAGGCUUCUUUGUGCUUAUCACUGCAGGGACUGAAGUCGGCCUACUCUCAGUGAUGGCCUAUGACCGUUAUGCUGCCAUUUGCCACCCUCUGCUCUAUGGACAGAUGAUGAGGAAACAGCUAUGUGUACAGCUUGUGUGGGGGUCAUGGGGCUUGGGUUUUUUGAAUGCUUUUAUCAAUAUCCUCCUAGCUGCCAACCUGGACUUCUGUGAGAACCAUACUAUCAGCCACUACAGCUGUGAGGUGCCCUCUCUCUUCCCUCUCUCCUGCUCUGAUGUCUCCAACAAUCUCACAGUCCUGUUGUGCUCCAGCCUGCUGCUUGGGCUUGGGACCCUCCUCCCAAUCAUCUCAUCCUACGCCUGCAUUGUCUCCACCAUCCUGAGCAUCAGCUCAACCUCAGGUAGAAGCAAGGCCUUCUCCACCUGCUCCUCCCACCUCAUUGCAGUGGCUUUCUUCUAUGGCUCAGGGUUUGUCCGCUAUCUCAUGCCGACCUCAGGAUCCUCCCUGGAAUUGAUCUUCUCUGUGCAGUAUGGUGUGGUCACUCCCAUGCUGAAUCCUCUCAUCUACAGCCUGAAGAACAAGGAAGUGAAGGCAGCUGUGAGAAGAAUACUGGGAAGUGUUUGCCAUUUUCCUAGUGGAAGAAUAAAGCUAAAGGAUAAUGGAGAAUCAAGAUAA
Molecule: messenger RNA, 972 nt
Organism: Equus caballus (horse)
Lineage: Eukaryota; Metazoa; Chordata; Mammalia; Perissodactyla; Equidae
Gene: OR8S31
Product: olfactory receptor family 8 subfamily S member 31
Biological process (GO): G protein-coupled receptor signaling pathway
Cellular component (GO): plasma membrane
Molecular function (GO): G protein-coupled receptor activity; olfactory receptor activity
Source: RefSeq, a predicted model, not a curated record